CCAAAGAUAUUGCAUUUAUAAUCAAUUUGAGAAUUUUAAUCUUCCAUUUAUGACCUUUUCUGGUGAUGUAAAAUUGAGGAUAUUGGUGUACAAAAUUUAAAUUUAUGUUCAGAUUCCAGCUAAAGGAAUCAAGCAUAGUCGACACAUGACUUAUUCAUCUCAAUUUAAUUACCAAUUUCUUCAUUCCAUCGUAACCUCCAAGUUUGACCAAUGACCAUUAUAGUUGGAAAGUUCUAAUCACUCGCCAUUUUCUUUAUGUACACACCAAAAGAACAAUAAUAAAAAAGUCAAACCUUCUUCCAUAAUCUUGAAAUUCUCAAUCAUAAUCCAUCAAAUAUUCCCAUCAUCUUCAUAAGAAAUUCUGAAUUAAACACAAACCCCUCCACAUACCAUUAACCUUUGAUCUUCUAUCUCAUAAAAAUACAAAAAUAGAAAGAAAAAAAUGGACACCAUAAUUCUAUAUCCAGUCAUGGGAAGAGGACACUUAGUCCCAAUGGUAGAAUUAGGAAAAUUCAUAACAACUCACCACCAUGACACUCUCUCCGUUAAAAUCUUCCUCCCCUCGUCUUCGAAUACUACCAACAGCCAAUACAUCACCACCCUGAUCGCCGCCACACCUUCCAUCACAUUCCACCAACUCUCUCGCUCUCAAAACUUAACCACCAGCCUUCAAUCCUUCAUUUCUCAAUCCUCCAAACCCAAAGCAUUCAUCUUAGAUUUUUUCAACCACUCUGCUGUUGCGAUAACCACCGUGCUAAACAUCCCAACCUUCUAUUACUUUCCCAACGCGGCUAGCACUGUUGCGCUCUUCCUCUACACCCCAACAAUAUACCACAACACCAGCAACAAAAAAACCUCCAUCUACAAUGAUGCGCUUCGUAAUAUCCCUGGCUUGCCACCUCUCUCACCGGAGGAUAUGCCGGAACCAAUGGUUGACCGUAGAAGCCAAAGUUACAAGUCGUUCAUGAACAUGUCAAUUCAAAUGAGAAAAACCGAUGGGUUAAUUGUUAACUCGUUUGAGAUGCUUGAAACCAAAGCUUUCAUGGCAUUGAAGAAUGGAGCUUGUGUAAUGGAAGAACAAAAACCGCGUGUUUUUUGUGUUGGGCCGUUAGUGGAAACAGUUAAGGAAAACAAUGAUGUUGUUGAUGAUGAUGAUCAUGAUGGGUGUUUUAGUUGGCUCAACUUACAACCAAGUCAAAGUGUUGUCCUUUUGAGCUUUGGAAGCUAUGGAAGAUUCUCAAAGAGUCAAAUAAUAGAGAUAGCUAUAGGGUUGGAGAAGAGUGAGAAAAGGUUUUUGUGGGUAGUGAGGAACCCAAUUGGGUAUGAAAGGAAAGAACUUAGUUUUGAGGAGUUAUUACCAAAAGGAUUUUUGGAGAGAACAAAGGAAAAGGGAAAAGUGUUGAGAGAUUGGGCUCCACAAGUGAAGAUAUUGAGUCAUGAUUCGGUGGGCGGGUUUGUGACACAUUGCGGUUGGAAUUCAGUGUUGGAAGCAAUUAAUUGUGGAGUAUCAAUGAUAGCGUGGCCUCUUUACGCGGAGCAAAGGUUGAAUAGGGUUGUAAUGGUGGAAGAAAUGAAGGUGGCUUUGGCAUUGAAACAGAAUGAAGAUGGAUUUGUUAAGGCAAGUGAGUUGGAGAAGCGAGUUAGAGAGAUUAUGGACACGGAUAGAGGGAGAGGAAAAAAGGUUAAAGAGAGAGUUUUGGGUGCUAAAAAUGAUGCAAUUUCAGCACUUAGUGAUGGUGGGUCUUCGAGGUUUGAUUUGAACAAGUUGGUUGAGUUGUGGAGGCAAUGAUCAUACUUUUCUUCUUGCAUUGGUGUUUAAUUAGGUGAACAUUUGGAUUUAUACUUUGUAUUUCAUAAUUUAUUACAUAUAUAUAAUAUUAUUGGUAGUAAUUUUGGUUUGUUUUAGAUCCACUCAUAGUAUAUUAGAAUUAAGAAUGUGUGCAAAUUAUAGCAUA
Molecule: messenger RNA, 1955 nt
Organism: Trifolium pratense (red clover)
Lineage: Eukaryota; Viridiplantae; Streptophyta; Magnoliopsida; Fabales; Fabaceae
Product: UDP-glycosyltransferase 13-like
Exons: 2
Coding region: 443-1789 (448 amino acids)
Molecular function (GO): UDP-glycosyltransferase activity
Source: RefSeq, a predicted model, not a curated record